Molecule: messenger RNA, 473 nt
Organism: Ambispora leptoticha
Lineage: Eukaryota; Fungi; Glomeromycota; Glomeromycetes; Archaeosporales; Ambisporaceae
Source: the annotation of a GenBank genome assembly
AUGUCCAAUACCGACGAGAUAUAUCCUGGCCGAACAGGCAAGCAUGCUCUUUUAAAUUAUUUGGAAGAGACUGAUCCCAGCCUUUGGUCAUACGUUGAUUUUUUGGAAGUAAAUCGUACCCUUAUCAUCAAUUCAGAGAUCAGUGGAAUACUCUCGAUGGUGAACCUGGAGCGUGCCAAAUCCAACCUGUACUCCUUUUGGCAAGAAGUGAUCACUGAGCGACUACGGCACCAAGUUCAAAUCACUUACGAGAAGGAAACCCUUCUUACGUUUGAUGAAUCAGGUAAAUUCUUUGGAAAGCAACUGCGCUUACCAUACAAUAAGGAGGCAACCUCUUCGGGUUGUAAACUUUUCCAUAGCACUUUAGAUUCAGAUUCAACUUCCCCUGUGGAAACAAAGAAGAUCGGACACGGUAAAGAUGUGAAUGUUGAGGAAGCUAACAAUGAUGAUGUUGUAAAAAUGACUUCGAUUGC